Messenger RNA from Pelagomonas calceolata, 351 nucleotides. NCBI's taxonomy places the organism in Eukaryota, Pelagophyceae, Pelagomonadales, Pelagomonadaceae. The record is from the annotation of a GenBank genome assembly.
CAAAAAAGUACUGCGGUAUGUGCCAUUUUUAGCAGCAUAAGGCGCGUCGAGCAGCGCGGAAAUUGCCCGCAAAGGCGCUCCUGCGCGGCAUUCACGCCUCUGACCAUCACCGCACACGUUCGGCCAGCUUUAAUCGCUGCAUUCGCAUCACUGCGGUCGAGGUGCGGCCUCAGCUUUGGUGCGCAGCUUAGCGGCGCGCGCGCAAAACGCCGUCGAGAGGCGUCGCCGGAGGAGACACACAAACGAAAAAGAAUAAUGGAAGACGACCUCUACGGCGACCUCGACGCCGGCGUCGCGUCGGCCGAGGUCGCCCGGCUGCGCGCCGACCUCUCGCGCGCCGAGGCGUCGGCC